Messenger RNA from Cooperia oncophora, 1740 nucleotides. Lineage: Eukaryota; Metazoa; Nematoda; Chromadorea; Rhabditida; Trichostrongylidae. The record is from the annotation of a GenBank genome assembly.
AUGAAUUCAUCGUCGGAAAUACCGCCGAGCAGUACUAACAGUGAUGUUUCCAAUGUUCAGCGUAAUAUUAUUGAUAGUACUUCGUCCGUAAAUAGAGUGCCCAACACGUCAGGACCGUCUGCUAACGAGCCCGCUUUGGUGGCUUCUGCACCUCCUCCAGCUGAUCCUGAAGUGAAACCGGGCAGCAUGAGGUCAGGCGAAGAAGCACGAGACCAUUGUCCUGCCAUAAAGCCCGAAACGAAAGUUGAUGUGAAGAAAUCGGUGUCGGACGUUGAACAGAGUUCUACAGUCACAAAUUGCGGAACUGGUACUGUUGAUGGUGAAAGUACUACAGCAGCUCCCAGUGUCGAAUCCGCUAUCGAUGAUGCUGAUGUGACCAUGGACGAUGCUGAUCUCAGCGAUGGAGAUCAACCAGGACCAGCUGGUGUUCUCCGGAAGCCAUCGGCAGCUCCACAGAUCGAUGCCGAACAACUACGCUGCGAUCCGGAUUUUGCUAUAAUUUGCAGCUUCAUCAAUAAAUUCUUCACACUCAUGAAAAUGGAACCAGUCAGCUUUUGUCAGUUAGAAAACAUGUUCACCACGUUGGAAGACGGCAGAGUCUCAAAAGAGCUUGUUGAUCUUCACCUGAAGUUGCUGCGUCGUUCGAUAGUGAAGACCAUACCUACGGCUUUACGUGCAAUGGAUAUGAGGGAUACGGUCACCGGAGUUGACAAAAACGGUUUGGCAUACUACUGUCAAAUUGAUUCGAAAUAUGGCCUUCGUCUUUACACCACUGAACAGGAUGACGAAAGCGGAUAUUCUUGGACGUUAGUGGCUCGUGACAUGACCGACCUGGAAAAUCUCAUCGCGAAAUUGAAAGCCGACGAUUUGGGAUAUGUAAAGAAUCCAAAUGAUAAACGCGAAUUUAAUAAGCCGGCCGAAGGUGAUGCUGAACCUGCCAUAAAUAUGGUUACUAAAAAAGGUACUUUUGUGGACAUGUUCCUCGAUGAAGCUGCAAUUAAAAAAAUGCGGGAAACUAUGGUUAAGGAGAAAGAAGAAAGGCGUACUAGGCGUAAUGCUAGAUUAGAAAAUACGUCAGAACCUCAGGAGGAGGUCGUCCCUGAGGAGGAAGAAAAGCCUGUAGAGGUUGAAGAAGGUGACCGUCGUGUUUUACCUCGACGAUCUGCAUCACAGAAAGCGCAAUCGAACAUUCGAAAGUACAUCACUCCGUCAAGGAGAACUCAUGAAAAGAAAACCAACCCUACUGAGCAGCAUGAGGAAGUAAAAGAUGAGAACGCGAAACGAGAUUCCUCUUCUCCUGCUUCGGAUGAUUCUGAAGGGUCCGCGGGCACUUCAGAUGCAGAAGUAGAUGGAUCAGCUACUAGUGAUGAUGAGUUCAAACCAAAGACUCCAAAGAAAUCCACAGGGAAGAGGCGGCAUAGAAAAAAGAAAGUCAUCGAUGACGUGGAGGACGAUGAUGAAUCUGCAGAUGAAGACGAAGAGGAGGUGCGACGUAGAGCUGAAGGUGAUUUUGCUUGUGGUUCCUGCAAGCUGAGUGAUAACGAAGACAUCCUGCUACUGUGCGAUAACUGUGACGAUGCUUGGCAUACGACGUGUUUGAAGCCUCCUUUGUGGUUUGUUCCUGGUGGCAAGUGGUAUUGUCCGAAAUGCGAGCAUGGAAUGCUUAUCGAAUGUCUUACUUACGUUCAAGAAGUUCUCGUGAUCCAUCAGAAGAAAGCGGCAGCAGAAGAAAAGAAGUGA